This is a messenger RNA of Penicillium pulvis, 438 nucleotides long. Its product is annotated as mediator of RNA polymerase II transcription subunit 31. The transcript has a single exon. Gene Ontology annotation, cellular component: mediator complex; core mediator complex. The record is from RefSeq and is a predicted model, not a curated record. Lineage: Eukaryota; Fungi; Ascomycota; Eurotiomycetes; Eurotiales; Aspergillaceae. The coding region runs from base 1 to 438 and encodes 145 amino acids. Gene Ontology annotation, biological process: regulation of transcription by RNA polymerase II. Gene Ontology annotation, molecular function: transcription coregulator activity.
AUGGAGCCCGCUGCCCAGCCCCCUCCAACUCUGACCAACCCUCGGUUCACUCUCGAGUUAGAAUUCGUCUCCUCGCUCGCCAAUCCGUAUUACCUGUCGCACUUGGCAGUCACCUACCCGAACCUCCUGGGGAUCUCUCAAGCCGACGAAGACGACGAUUCUGCCUCCACCCCCGAUGCGCAGGCAUUCGCCGCAUAUCUUGCCUACCUCUACUCCUACUGGAAGACCCCCGAAUACUCUCAGUUCCUCACCCACCCCGGCCCGACCCUGCGCGCCUUGCGCUUGCUGCAGGAAGACAGCUUCCGCCGUGACAUUAUCUUGCCCCAAGUGAUUGAAGGAUUGGCGGGGGUCAACGUCUUUGGCAAUGCAGCAGCAGCUGAAGCCGAAGAUGCAGGAGCCACAGAGAACCAGGAGGAACAGAAUGGCUCGAAGACUUGA